Molecule: messenger RNA, 1855 nt
Organism: Nematolebias whitei (Rio pearlfish)
Lineage: Eukaryota; Metazoa; Chordata; Actinopteri; Cyprinodontiformes; Rivulidae
Gene: neto2b
Product: neuropilin (NRP) and tolloid (TLL)-like 2b
Exons: 12
Coding region: 122-1795 (557 amino acids)
Molecular function (GO): protein binding
Source: RefSeq, a predicted model, not a curated record
AGGAUGAAAAGUGAAAGCUGGAUUGUGUCCGUCCGUAAUGUUAACAUGCGCUAAUCUGAACCACAGAGAGGGAAUGUGUGGGACACGCAGUUGGUAGAAAAGAAAACGUGUAGCUGAAAGGAUGCAUGCAGUCUGGAUCCUCCUCCUAUUCACUGAGGAGGGAUUUUCUCUUGCACAGAAGAUUAAAGAUGGUGGGGCAGGAACUAAAGAAGAUAAAGCUCCUGAGCAUCCAAAGAGGGCUCGACACUGUGGGACCUGGGUUCGAAAAUCAGACGGUGGAAUCUUCAGUUCUCCAAACUACCCAAACAUGUACCCGCCAAACAAGGACUGCCUUUAUGUUCUCGAAGCCCUGCCCCGCCAGAGAAUCGAGCUCCUCUUCAGCAAGUUGUUUCACAUUGAAGCAUCUUUUGAUUGUCGUUUUGACAACAUCGAGGUGCGGGAUGGUCCCUUUAGUUUCUCACCGCUCAUCAAUCGUUUCUGUGGAACAACCAGUCCUGGUGUCAUUUAUUCCAAUGGUCGUUUCAUGUGGAUCCGGUUCUUCAGUGAUGAAGAGCUGGAGGGUAAAGGUUUCCAGGUCCAGUACAAAUUUACAGCAGACCCUGAAUUUCAUCUACAUGUGGGAGGACUUAUGAACCCUAUCCCAGAUUGUCAGUUUGAGCUUGUGGGGUUUGACGGCCUGAUCCGUUCCAGUCAAGUAGAAGAGGAUCACAAAGUGAAGCCAGACCAGGCAGUGGACUGCAUUUGGACCAUACAGGCUCCAGCAAGGAACAGAAUUUACCUGAAGUUCUUGGAAUACCAGAUGGAACACUCUAAUGAAUGUAAGAAGAACUUUGUGGCUGUUUAUGAUGGCAGUAGUGCCAUUGAGGACCUGAAGGCCAAGUUUUGUAGUACAGUUGCUAAUGAUAUCAUGCUGGACACCGGUUUCGGGGUAGUGAGGAUGUGGGCUGAUGAGACGAGCCGUCUCAGUCGUUUCCGGAUGCUGUAUACUAUUUUCACCGACCCACCCUGUAUAGGCAACGCAUUCUUUUGCCACAGCAACAUGUGCAUCAACAAUUCUCUGGUAUGCAAUGGCAUUCAAAACUGUGUCUUCCCUUGGGAUGAAAGCAACUGCCAAGGUACCCCAGACACAAAGCCCAAAGCUGCUUUUCUCCAAAUCACAAAGACUCAGGCAACAAUAUUCUGUGUGUCCACGGGGGUGGUCCUGCUGCUCUUCAUUUUCUCUAUUAUGGUGCAAGUCAAACAGCCACGUAAAAAGGUGGUGAUACGUAAGAACAAGCUGUUUCGGCGCGCUGACCUGCAGAAGGUGUUUGAUUCGCAGCACUACGAGCUCUUCAAUCGCAGAGACAAGGAUAUGUCUGGGAACCUCAGGGAGCUGUCAGAUGAACUCUUAUCCAUGCAGGCUCUCAGGAGAUUGUCGUCAGGAUCUCGGUGCAUUCAUGAACACCACUGUGGCUCCCAGGCCUCCAUCAACUCCAUCAAAGCUGGUCACAGUGGAUAUGUCUUGGGCAAAGGAUCUAUUGAGCUCCCACCUUUUAAAGGGGACAACCAAAUCACCGUACCUCCUUUUAGAGACUUUGACAGCAGUUUGCGGAAGAAGAGCUGGCCCAGCAUGAGACAAAGCCGAAUGCAGAGCCACCCGGGAAUGGGGGAUCGGAUGCUGUGGCGGCAAGACAGAGUUAUGGAACAGGAUGAGGAAGAGGAAGAGGGGAGGUAUGAUUUGUAUGUGCGAAGAGUGGGACACCAAAGAGGCAAAUGUGAAAUGGCUCAGCGAAGAACUUUGUCCAUGGACCUUUGAAAAGAACAAAGCUUGGCACAGUAAAAACUGUUUGGAGUUUGAACUGUGCUAACAUUCUUA